AUGUCUGAAAAUUUCAACCAACAUCAAUUUGCUGGAGCAAUCGAGCAAGCGACAAUUCAUGGACAAUUCGAUUCCAAUAAUUGGAAGUGAGUUUGAUUUUUGGGCAGAUGAUUUUAGGCCCGAAAAAUUCCUCAUUUUCGACGCACAGUUUUUUCAUCACACAAAAAUCGUGUCGAGUCAUUUUUCAAAAAAUCAAUAAUUUCUUAUAUCAAAAACUGUGGAGAAUUCACGUAGUUUUUUUCACGUCAUAACACAGAUUCAGAUUUUAUUUUGAUCUACUUUCAAAGCGUUUAUGUUUCUUCACAAUGAACUUUUGCUGAUUGUAAAGCUACAAAACGAUAAAGCUCAAAUCCCUCUCACUGAAAAUACAGAAUGAAAUAAGUACCGAUGCUUCAACUCCAUUCAAUCUAGUCUAUUCACAAGUUCCCUUUUUUGUUUUCAUGAAAAGUUCCCCCUUCCCCUUUAUAGAACCAAAACAGGAGCAUAACAUCUUGCCGAUUUCAAUAGAAUAGUUAUUUUUCGUAAAACAUACCAUGUGUUAGGUUAGAACAGAGAAGAAAAAAUAAGGCAACAUAACAUUUUUGGGAUACAUACAGAUGUUUCGUUUUUCUUGAUUCAUUUUGUUUUUUGUAUGGAGAGCGAGCACCCGUUUCUCUCUAUUUAGAUCAGAAGAAACAUUUUUUGAUUUUUUCCUGAAGUUUUUUGUACUCUAGAUUAUGAUUUCCUACUUACUUACUUUGAUGAAUUCCCCGAUUUUUUCAGAUCAACAUCUGCUCCAAUAGAAAUGGACCAAAGUAGACCAGAUACAACUUACAAUGCUAUCUCGAGUUAUUCAAGGGAGACUUUGGAAAAUGGAAAACUUAUUCUAUCAGGUUCUGGCGAUUCAACUGGCUUAGCUGUCCAAGUUGGGCCUCAAGAAAGGACUAGCGGGAGAGGAAUUUCGACCAAGCUAUGCUUGGAGAGCAUAGAUCCGAGUUAUAAAGAUUACAUGGGAAGAUAUCCGGUCAAAAAAGUGAGGCAAUAUGUGAGUUUUUGAGGGAAUUUUAUGGGAAAUUGUUGAAUAUAAAGUAUAAAUACAGAUUGAUCAAGAAUUGUGGAGUCUGAGCAAAAAAAAGUUAUGCUCGUUAGAAAGAGCAUGCUCUAAUUAGUACAGACCUUGAAGUUUUUUCCUGAAAGAUUCUAAAACAUUAGUUAGAAAAAUUUCAAAACAGUUUAAAAGCUUGAAAGUCUAGAUGUACGGUAGUUUAAAGCUGUGAAUUCCAAAAAUUUGCCAAUGGUUUUUUAACCAGGAGACAAACGUUUAGAGCUCAAUGAGAUAUCUUUCAGGCACGCGCAUCUGCCGUAAAGCCUCAAAGAAAUGUUCCCCCCAAAAAAGUGCUCCCUCCAAUGAACAAUGUUUUCCAAGGUAUUCCAAAUCCACCCAAUCUUCCGGUGAGUUUGAAAUUUCUAGACCUACACGCCUGAUAUCCUAUUUUUAUUUUUACAGAAAUCGCGAUCUCAACAAAACCAUUUGAAAAACAAUCUAACUAAUUUUUCGAUUCGUCAAGCAGCGGUCUCUCCAAUGAACAAGGUUUCCCAAGGUAUUCCAAAUCCACCCAAUCUUCCGGUGAGUUUGAAAUUUCUAGACCUACACGCCUGAUAUCCUAUUUUUAUUUUUACAGAAAUCACAAUCUCAACUUCUGAGAAACAACCUCUCCAAUUUUUCGGCUCGUCAACCAGCGCUUCCUCCAAUAAACAGUGUUUUCAAGGGUAUUCCAAAUUCACCCAAUGUUCCGGUGAGUUUAGAACUUCUAGACCUACACGCUUGAUAUCAUCACUCAUUUUACAGAAACCGCAAUCUCAACUAUCGAAAAACAACCUCACCAAUGUUUCGGUUCCUCAAGCAGCGCUUCCUCCAAUAAACAGUGUUUUCAAGGGUAUUCCAAAUCCACCCAAUCUUCCGGUAAGUUUAAAAUUUCUAGACCUAUAUGCUUGAUAUCAUCACUCAUUUUACAGAAAUCGCAAUCGCAUCAACAACAUUUGAAAAUGAACCUCACCAAUUGUUCGAUUCGUCAAGCAGGUUAUCCUCAAGGUUUGGAUGUUUCAACAUCGCGUGCAACCGAGCCACCAGUUCCAAGAGAUCUCCCAACUAAGCUUAUGGUUGGAAAUGCGAUGGAAGAUCUCCAACAAAGUGUCGAAGCAACCACCAUAUCAACACCGCCAGUUUGGAACCCAAAAAUGAGAACUCCUCGAAGCACGCCAAAAAUAGUUCAACGGGUUCCAGUUCAAUAUUCUAGAAAGCGUGCCCGUCCAAACUCUGCACCAACAAUUCCUUCAAAUGCUGCGUACCUUCAAACUGUUUCUUCACUUCCCAAUGAUCCAAAUCCGAUCGAGCCGAUUCAGACAAUUCAAAUAAUGCCGAGCAAUACGCAAGAGUCAACUAAUGCAAGAAAAGAACCACAAGAGGAUGAAGAAAUGGAACAAGAGCCUAUGGAGCCCUUUAAUUAUUUUCCACAAUUGGGAGAAAGUAUGGAUUUUCUGUUGGGAUUGCCGGUGUGUGAGGAAACACUUCAGGUUUAUUUGCCACGACUUUAA
This is a messenger RNA of Caenorhabditis angaria, 2574 nucleotides long. The record is from the annotation of a GenBank genome assembly. Lineage: Eukaryota; Metazoa; Nematoda; Chromadorea; Rhabditida; Rhabditidae.